CUUCUCCACACACCUCUGGUCCCCCGCCGCGGCUCCCGCCCUAGGAGUACUGAGACCCCCUUCCUUGUCUAUGAGUGGUACGGUCCGGGAGUGCGCCGGGAAAAGCCUUCCGGCGGGGAGAAGCCUUGCUGCGUGUGCGGGCCGGUCCGGAGAGAGCUGCGGGAUGGCACUGCCGGGUGGAAAUAAGGAUAACAUCAGAGCUGGAUGCAAGAAGUGUGGCUACCCUGGUCAUCUGACAUUUGAAUGUCGAAACUUCCUCCGAGUAGAUCCUCAAAGAGAUAUUGUUUUAGAUGUUAGCAGCACUAGCAGUGAAGACAGCGAGGAAGAGGAACUACAGAGAUUACAAGCCAUGCGUGAAAAAAAGAAUUUAAAUGAAGAGGAAGAAAAAAAGAAGCAAAAAAGAAAAGGCAAAGAGAAAACAAAAUUAAAAAGACUGAGGAAAAGAUCGUCCUCAUCAAGUUCAGCUGAAGAGGAUGAGCCAAAGUCAAAAAAGCAAAAAUCACACAAAAAAGAAAAGGAAAAGGGAAAAAAACAUAAAUCUAAGAAAGGAAGGCAUCAUAAAAAGGAGAAGAAGAAGAGACGAAAGGAAAAAAGUUCAUCUUCUAACAGUUCAGACAGUUCAAGUAGUGACUGAGAUGCUGGUCUAUUCUUGUGUUUGCUUCUGCAGAGAAGAUGAUUUUCCUUUCAUAGCAAGUUU
Molecule: messenger RNA, 697 nt
Organism: Corvus hawaiiensis (hawaiian crow)
Lineage: Eukaryota; Metazoa; Chordata; Aves; Passeriformes; Corvidae
Gene: SREK1IP1
Product: SREK1 interacting protein 1
Exons: 5
Coding region: 71-634 (187 amino acids)
Molecular function (GO): nucleic acid binding; zinc ion binding
Source: RefSeq, a predicted model, not a curated record